Molecule: messenger RNA, 579 nt
Organism: Penicillium soppii
Lineage: Eukaryota; Fungi; Ascomycota; Eurotiomycetes; Eurotiales; Aspergillaceae
Product: non-canonical purine NTP pyrophosphatase
Exons: 5
Coding region: 1-579 (192 amino acids)
Biological process (GO): nucleoside triphosphate catabolic process
Cellular component (GO): cytoplasm
Molecular function (GO): nucleoside triphosphate diphosphatase activity
Source: RefSeq, a predicted model, not a curated record
AUGGCAUCCCCCACCCCAAUUACAAUCAAUUUCAUCACUGGAAAUAAGCACAAGCUUCGAGAAACAAAGGCAAUUCUGGGUAAUAUGGUGCAAAUUUCAAACCAAAGGGUCAAUACCACCGAAAUUCAGGGUUCUCUUGAAGAAAUUGCGACAGACAAGUGUCGAAAAGCAGCUAUAGCAGUCAACGGACCCGUCUUGAUAGAGGAUAGUGCCCUUGAAUUCAGGGCACUCAAGGGUUUCCCUGGACCAUAUAUACGACCGUUCUUCUCGGCGUUAGGCAAUGACGGUCUGCACAAGCUACUAACGGCUUAUGAGGACAAAGCAGCAAGGGCUGUAUGCACAUUCGCCUUCUCCGCCGGCCCUCGAUCUGAACCUAUUCUUUUCCAGGGAUACACCGAAGGCAUGAUCGUCCCUAAAAGAGGGCAGGGGGGCUUUGCGUUCGAUCCUAUCUUUGAAUUUGAAGGCAAGACAUACGCAGAGAUGACCUUUGAUUACAAGAAUACAGUUUCAGAGAGAUUCAAGGCGCUGGAGAAAUUCAAAAGCUGGCUACAGGAUAGCUAUGGCAUUGCGGGACUAUAG